Messenger RNA from Sphaeramia orbicularis (orbiculate cardinalfish), 1400 nucleotides. RefSeq lists its product as uncharacterized. NCBI's taxonomy places the organism in Eukaryota, Metazoa, Chordata, Actinopteri, Kurtiformes, Apogonidae. The record is from RefSeq and is a predicted model, not a curated record. The transcript has 2 exons. The coding region runs from base 195 to 1067 and encodes 290 amino acids.
GCAGCAGAGAAAGUGGGACUGAGGGCGUUAGUUUCAGGAAGUCAUGGUCGUGGUCGAUAAGCUGAAGGGACGGAUAUCUGCAGAGAUAUUAAGAGGGAAACGAAGGAGAGAGAUGAUUUAUGGAGAUCUGCAGGUAAACAGUGUUUCACUUCUAUUUGUAUCAGAUCAACUCGGAGGUCUCCACCCUCACAAACAUGAACAGAUCCUGUUCCGUUAACGGUUCUGCUGCUGGUUCGAAGUGGAGCCUGAGGAGGAACAAACCGUCUAACGGUAGUUGUGUCAGACUCAGAGGACAAACCACAGAGUCCAAGGAGAGUCCAGAUCCAAAGCAGGACACCAGAGGGACACCAGGGUUCCCCUCCAUGGACCCCCAGCGCCGGUGGUCUGCAGACGUCUCCACGUGUGGAUCACCCCCCAUCAUUAUCGUAAAGAAGAACAAGAAGGAACCGCAGCCGCCUCAGCGUGGCGUAUCCCUGCUCAGACCACACCCCCCAUGCCAUGAUCCAGCCAAACGCUACUCCUGCCCCCCCAUUAGGACCCUCACCCCCCCUACUACCCCUCCCCCCGUCCAAACCUACACCAUCACAGGCCCCGACCCUCUUGGCUGGAAGCUCCGCCCUAAGUCUGGCUUUGCCUCCCCCCGUACUCACACUGCCAGGCUGUCCCUUCAGAUCCCCCUCCCCGACACCAUCCACGAGGUCAAAUUUUACCCAAACUCAUGUAUGGCGUCCAUCUCUCAGACCACACCCCCUUUUGAAUCCCACCACCGCCACCGCCGCUCCCAGUCCGACUGCUCUGGGCCGGCGGUGACUCUGGAACAGAUCUACGCCGUGCAGCUGCGGAACAUUGUCCAUGAGACAGAUGAUGUUUACAGCGAGGUGAAUGAUGAGAAGAGUAGGGGGCCUCACAAAAUACCACCACCGGUGGCAGAAAAAACUCCCAUUGCGAGACAAAUGGCCAAACAGAUCGCUCAAUCCUGCCGCCGCUACGCUGUAACGAUGAACGUCAACGAAGAAGAACCGGUUUACAGCAGCGUGAUAAAGCCAACACGUACACAUUCACAGUGAGGAGCUGCAUCAAAGACUGGGAUGAAGAAGUGUCACAAGCCAAGAAUCAUCUUCAAACAUAAUACAAAGACUAAAGUUGACCUCCUGCCUUGAUUAGCUUUUGAUUGAUUGUUCUUAGAUGAGAGGCGGAGCUUUACACUGUCAGUCAAUAGUAACAAGAUUAAUUAUAUUUCAGAACACUGAGUCUGGAAAACAGCUUUGACAGGGAGAGGAACAGUCCACAGUGUCCUGGCUGACAUCCACAGGACUUCACCUUUUAUGGGGCAAGUGACUAUUUUUGGUCAUUUCUGCAUACAUUACAAGACAGUGACAGCAACAGUUCCAGUGAGGACA